Messenger RNA from Fulvia fulva, 234 nucleotides. RefSeq lists its product as uncharacterized. The record is from RefSeq and is a predicted model, not a curated record. The transcript is spliced from 3 exons. Lineage: Eukaryota; Fungi; Ascomycota; Dothideomycetes; Mycosphaerellales; Mycosphaerellaceae. The coding region runs from base 1 to 234 and encodes 77 amino acids.
AUGGGCAACGGAGCCAAAGCACAGCAAAAGCGCGAUCGCGCGAAGGAAAAGGGACCCAAGGAGGCCAAGAGCCAGCUGAAAUCUAACCUCGCCGCCAAGUCCAUCAAAUGCAAGACCUGCUUCCAGGACUUCCAGAGCACCACCAGCCAGAAGAUGCUGGGCGAGCACGCUUCAAACAAGCACAACAAGGCCUUUACCGACUGUUUCAACGGCGACGACGGUGUGGCCAAGUAA